This is a messenger RNA of Melospiza melodia melodia, 3592 nucleotides long. It is a transcript of the gene RIMS3, whose product is annotated as regulating synaptic membrane exocytosis 3. Gene Ontology annotation, biological process: positive regulation of synaptic transmission; regulation of synaptic plasticity; regulation of membrane potential. The record is from RefSeq and is a predicted model, not a curated record. Gene Ontology annotation, molecular function: transmembrane transporter binding; small GTPase binding. The transcript has 7 exons. NCBI's taxonomy places the organism in Eukaryota, Metazoa, Chordata, Aves, Passeriformes, Passerellidae. The coding region runs from base 190 to 1125 and encodes 311 amino acids. Gene Ontology annotation, cellular component: presynaptic membrane; cytoskeleton of presynaptic active zone.
GAAGCUUUGCUCCUGGCACGUGGCUCCAUGUCAGCCGGCAGAGGCAACGCAGGGAGAGCAGGAAUUCACCCCGCAGGAAUCCACCGGGAGCAGGAGACGCUGCCUGGAGGGAAAUCGGUGUUUGGAUCCCGGCAGCCAAGCUGAUCCCGGGCAGCAGAGCCGGUGCCGGUGCCGGCGGGCGCGCUGACCAUGUUCAACGGGGAUGCCAGCUCCUCGUCUGCCCGGAAUGUGGUGCGCAGCUCCAGCAUCAGCGGCGAGAUGUACAGCCUGGAGAAGAGCGCGCGCGGCAGCGCCGACUCCGUCUCCGUCACCGUCACCGCCAGCAAGAAGCGGCGCUCCAGCCUGGGCGCCAAGAUGGUGGCCAUCGUGGGGCUGUCCCAGUGGAGCAAGAGCACCCUGCAGCUCAACCAGACCGAGGGCGGCCCCAAAAAGCUGCGCAGCACCAUCCGCAGGAGCACCGAGACCGGCAUCGCCGUGGAGAUGAGGACCAGGGUGACCCGGCAGGGCAGCCGGGAGUCCACGGACGGCAGCACCAACAGCAACAGCUCCGACGGCACGUUCAUCUUCCCCACCACGCGGCUGGGAGCCGAGAGCCAGUUCAGCGAUUUCCUCGACGGGCUGGGGCCGGGGCAGCUCGUGGGGCGGCAAACCCUGGCGACCCCCCCGAUGGGAGAUGUCCACGUGGGCAUGGCUGACCGCAACGGGCAGCUCGAGGUGGACGUGAUCCAGGCCAGGGGGCUCAUCCCAAAGAUGGGCUCCAAGUGCAUCCCUGCCACCUAUGUGAAGGUGUACCUGCUGGAGAACGGCGUCUGCCUGGCCAAGAAGAAGACCAAGGUGGUGAAGAAAACCUGCGACCCCUCGUACCAGCAGCCCCUGCUCUUCGAGGAGAGUCCCCAGGGCAAAGUCCUGCAGGUGAUCGUCUGGGGCGAUUACGGGCGCAUGGACCACAAGUGCUUCAUGGGGAUGGCCCAGAUCAUCCUGGAGGAGCUGGAUCUCUCCAGCGCCGUCUCGGGCUGGUACAAACUCUUCCCAACCUCCUCCCUGGCCGACUCCAGCAUCGGACCCCUGACCCGGCGCCUCUCCCAGUCCUCCCUGGAGAGCUCCACCAGCCCCUCCUGCCCGUAGAGGCUGGGAUGGGCCAGGAGACAUCCAAGGAAACCUUGCAGAACUGGUCGUGGAGAGCUGUAAAUAUCCUUAUUUUUUUGGGGUUUUUUUUUCCUUUUUUUUUUUUUUUUAAUUUUCAAUCUCCUUCCCCCACUGGACGCCCUCCCUGGGAAGGGAGAGGGAGCAAGGACUGGGUGUGAGGCAGGGGGGAAGGAGAGGUGAAAAUUCCCCCUGAGGGCUGCGACUGCCAACGACCCCAAGACUGUUCCCAAACCUCGUCCUGGGAGCUCCCAGCUCUCUCCCAACCAGAGCCUGGCUGAGGACGAGGUCCCUUUAUCUGUCUCGGCCUUGGGAUGGUUUCCUCAAGUUUGGGACGCUCUCCUCGAGGUUGGGAUGACCUCUUUGGCAUCUGGAAUGCCCUCCUUGAGGUCUGGGAUGACCUCUUUGGGAUCUGGAAUGCUCUCCUUGAGGUCUGGAUGGCCUCUUUGGGAUCUGGAAUGCUCUCCUCGAGGUUGGGAUGGCCUCUUGGGGAUCUGGAAUGCUCUCCUCAAGGUCUGGAUGGCCUCUUGGGGAUCUGGAAUGCUCUCCUCAAGGUCUGGAUGGCCUCUUUGGGAUCUGGAAUGCCCUCCUUGAGGUCUCCUUUCCCUGCCUCCCAGGAAGAGGUGGCUUUCCAAGGGGAAAACCCCACCGGACUCAGAGCAGAUCCAACUCAGCACUAUUUUUUUGUUUUCCAAGGAAUGUAGCAUCUUCUCUUAUGUAGCUUUGCCACGUGCUAACAACACAUUCACUGCAAUACCCAAGAGAACUCCGGGUGGACCGGGAACAUCUGCCAGUCUCAUCCCGUUUGGUCGCUUUCCCAGCACUUUUGGUGGCCAUUUCCCUGCCUUUUUUUUUUACGUGUUUUUUCCCCCAAUUUUUUGGGUUUUUUUGGGUUUUCCCGGGAGCAUGUAGCCUGUGACCAUUGCCAAAGCAAGAGGGGACAGGGAAAGGGGCGCUGGCCUCCCCUCAGUGUCCACUGGGCUUCUCCUCGUGUGUGGCCAAAACCAGACCCAAAGGACAAACUCUGGGAAUGCGUCGUGGGAGGAGGAAGGAGAAGGUGACACAACGGAGCAGAUACAUCAGGCUCCUGGUGGAUCACCUGCCUCCCAGCCCUCUCCUUCCCAGCUGGAGGGCUGGGAUGCUCUCCUCGAGGUCUGGAAUGCUCUCCUUGGAGCCGGGAUGUCCUCCUUGGAGCUGAGAUGUUCUCCUUGGAGCAGGAAUGUUCUCCUUGGAGCAGGAAUGUUCUCCUUGGAAUUGAGAUGUUCUUCUCGAGGUCUGGAAUACUCUUCUUGGAGCUGAGUUAUCCUCCUUGGAGCAGAGAUGUCCUCCUUGAGGUCUGGAAUGCUCUCCUUGGAGCUGAGAUGUCAUGUCCUCCUUGGAGCUGAAAUGUCCUCCUUGGAGCAGAGAUGUUCUCUUCGAGGUCUGGAAUGCUCUCCUUGGAGCUGGGAUCUCCUCCUUGGAGCAGAGAUGUUCUCUUCGAGGUCUGGAAUGCUCUCCUUGGAGCUGGGAUCUCCUCCUUGGAGCUGAGAUGUUCUCCUUGAGGUCUGGAAUGUUCUCCUCGGAGCUGAGAUGUCCUCCUUGGAAAUGAGUUGUUCUCCAUGGAGCUGGACCACUCUCCUUGGAGGUGGGAUGUCCUCCUUGGAACUGAGUUGUUCUCCAUGGAGCUGGAACGCUCUCCUCAGAUCUCGGAUGUCCUCCUUGAGGUUUGGCUGUCCCUCUUUGGGGUCUGGGAAGUCCCUGCUGGGGUUGGGAUGUUCUCCUUGAGGUCUGGAAUGCUCUCCUCGAGCUUGGGAUUCCUUCCCUGAGGGCUGGGAUGACCUUCCCAAGAUCUUGGAUCCCCUCCUGGAGAUGCCCUCCUUGGAGCUGGGAUCUUCUUCUCCUCCUCCUCCAGACCAGGCUGUCCUCCUCAAGCUGUGGGAUUCCCUUCCCAAACUCUGGGAUUCCCUUCCCAAGCUCUGGGAUUCCCAAACUCUGGGAUUCUCAAGCUCUGGAUUCCCUUCCCAAGUUCUGGGAUUCCCUUCCCAGGCUCCAUCACGCUCCCCUCGAGGUCUGGGACAUCCUUGGGCUUGGGACACCCUUCUGGAGGGCUGGGAUUCCCUCCUGGAUGUUUGAAUUCCAAGCAGGAGCAGAAUCCAACCCUGGUUCUCCCCAGGGGGACACCUCAAGGGCAGCUCUGGGAUUCGGGGGGCAGACAGAGGAGUUCCUUAGCGGGGUGAGCGUUUUUGGGGUUUUUUUUGUUCGUUUUGUUUGUUUUUCCCAAGCAGCAUUUUGGUUCCCUCCGAUGGGAUCCAGUUCUUGUAGCAAACCCGGGAAUUCACGGAAGCUUUUUUUGAAGGUGCCUAUUGAAAUUUGCUGAAAUUACUCAGGGGAGACACCACUAGAAACUCUUGGUUUCUUCAUCAAAUAUUUCCUAAAUCCAAUGACUGUCCUGAAGGAUCAGUUCCCAAGA